Molecule: messenger RNA, 866 nt
Organism: Brachypodium distachyon (stiff brome)
Lineage: Eukaryota; Viridiplantae; Streptophyta; Magnoliopsida; Poales; Poaceae
Product: NDR1/HIN1-like protein 26
Exons: 1
Coding region: 113-697 (194 amino acids)
Biological process (GO): defense response to other organism
Source: RefSeq, a predicted model, not a curated record
AUGUUAAGAAAGACCAGACCAGACCAGCAGCACUACUACUAGUCUUGUCUUGUGCUCCUGCACUAGCUCUCGAUCAGCCUCCAAGAAAAGAAAAGCAAAGAAAAGCUCGUUCAUGUCCCUCAUCACGGAUGAUCCCGGCGAGUCCCCGAGGGACUGCGCCACCAAGCAUCACCACCGCCGUGGGCGUCGGCGGCGCGUGGUGAUCGCGGUGUCAUCGGCGACGGCGUCGCUGGUGUCCCUGUCCAUCAUCCUAUGGCUCACCCUCCGCCCUUCCAGCCCGACCUUCUCGCUGCUGGCCGCCACCGUGGUCUCCUCCAACGCCACCACCACCCUCAUCGUCGACGCCGCCUUCGUGGCGCACAACCCCAACGCCCGUGCCGCGGCGCUCUACGACCGUCUCCAGCUCCACGUCCAGGCCGCCGGCAUCCAGCUCGCCGCCGCCUCGCCGAUCCUGCCGUUCCAGCAGUCGCAGGGCGACGUCGUCAUCUCCGCUCAGGCUGCGGCUGCGGCUGCGGCGCCGGCGAUGGAGGGGACAACGGCGCCGCUGCUUCUGAGGUUGCGCGUGGAGGGGCAGCUCCGCUGGAAGGUGGCCGCCUGGGUGUCCGCCAGCCACGUCAUCACCGCCGACUGCGUUGCCGUCGUGCCGCUCAGGGCCGUCGUCGCGCAGGGAUCCCAGUGCGCCACCACCCUAUCCUAGAUUAGUUCAGUUAACACACUGUUAUGUAACUCAUACUCAUCUAUAUAUAUAUCCUAUAAUGUACAGUAAUUAAUUCUACGUUUACAUAUAUAUAAUCUGAUAUAUAUAUAUCCCGGAGAUCGAUUGUCUUUUCAUAUUAACAAGUUAUCUGAAUUUUUUCCUGAAAAAA